Anolis sagrei ordinatus is the source of this 1514-nucleotide messenger RNA. RefSeq names its product sodium voltage-gated channel beta subunit 2 (gene SCN2B). NCBI's taxonomy places the organism in Eukaryota, Metazoa, Chordata, Lepidosauria, Squamata, Anolidae. The record is from RefSeq and is a predicted model, not a curated record. Gene Ontology annotation, cellular component: plasma membrane.
CUUAACCGCCCGGCCAUCUUGGCGCAGAGAAAGAGGGAAGGAGAAAGAGACCCAGGAGGAGGAGGAGGAGGAAGAGAACCCGCCCUCUUGGAGGAGCGCCCCCACCCCAAAUCCCCAGGAUGGCUGCGUGCGCUUGACCUCCUCCCCACACCCUUUUCUCCAAGACCCCCCCUCUCCCCCCCCCGAAUUCCCAAGAUGCACCGCGACGCCCCUCCGGCUUUGGCCGCCCUUUUGGGGGGCGUCCUGUGUCGGCUACUCUUUGCCUUCCUCUCCAGCGUGCCCAGCAUCCAGGCUAUGGAGGUGAUGGCCCCACCGACCAUCUACGCCCUCAACGGCUCCUCCAUCCGCCUCACCUGCACCUUCAACUCCUGCUACCAGGUGGAGAAGAAGCAGUUCUCCCUCAACUGGACCUACCAGGGUUGCAGCAACUGCACGGAAGAGCUGUUCCUGCAGUUCAAGCUGAAGGUGAUGCCCAUGGAGGAGAACCGCUUUGGGGACCGCAUCGAGUUCACGGGGAACCCCAGCAAGAACGACGUCUCCUUCACGCUCCGCAACGUGCAGCUGGAGGACGAGGGCACCUACCACUGCUACGUCAUGAACCCCCCUGACCGGCACAAGGGCCACGGCAAGAUCCAGCUCAGAGUCAUCACCGAAGAGCCCCCGGAGCGCGACUCCACGGUGGCGGUGAUUGUGGGGGCCACGGUGGGGGGCUUCCUGGCCGUGGUCAUCCUGGCGCUGGUGGCCGUCAAGUGCGUCCGGCGGAAGAAGCAGCAGCGGCUCAACACCGAUGACCAGAAGACAGAAGAGGAGGGCAAGACCGACGGAGAAGGGAACCCCGAGGAGGGGGCCAAGUAGACUGAUUGUGGGCGGGAAGCCCCCGCCUCUACGACGCCCAUACACACCUCCCAACUCCCCUCCUUCGUGUGUCUCCUGGGCCAAAAAAACAGAGAAGCCCCUUCCCCUUUGACUGCCUUCCCCUCUGUCCAUUUCCCCUUCCAGAGGGGUCUCUGCCGAGAAUGGGGAGGGGUCCCCACAUUCUGAAUCGCCCCUUCUCCCUUCCCUUCCCUCAGAAGCACAACCCACGACUGCCAAGAGAACUCACUGCCAGGGGGGCAAGGCCAAAAGCCCCCUCCCCAUAAAAAGCCUCCUCCAGGGCAAGGCUUUCUGCCCAAAAUGAGGGAGGAUGUCUUUCUAUUUCUCCCAAUUCUUGCCCCCAACUCAUAACCGCGCACUCUUGCUCUGACCCCAACUCAUAACCGCCCCCCCCCCGCACUCACCUGCCAAAACCCGGCCUCAAACUGGCCUUGUACGCCUUCCUCCCACGAUGAUGGUGAUGAUGAUAGUGAUGAUGGUGAUAAUGGUGACGAUGCUCUCUGCGUCCCUCCGCCUCCGCAGCGCCCCUUCCUUGCCUGCGCUGAAGACCCUCUCCGUGUUUCGGGAUCGCCACUGUUGUCUGUCCAUCUGUUCAUCCGUCUGGGAAUGAAUAAAGCAGGGCGCGCCUCUCUUUCUCUCUG